Xyrichtys novacula (pearly razorfish) is the source of this 3757-nucleotide messenger RNA. Lineage: Eukaryota; Metazoa; Chordata; Actinopteri; Labriformes; Labridae. The record is from the annotation of a GenBank genome assembly.
ACAGAUGAUGCUUCUCUCAGGACACAGAAGAAGAACAACAGCAGCUCCGUCCAGGAUCUCGUCUGUCAAAAUUUACGAUCUUUGCUCUGACGUCACAGUCUUCUGUCCGAGCAAACAUGGCGAACAUUCGGUGUGUCAAGGUGAGCAUGAAAUAUCUCCAUCCGAUCACUGCUGCGCGCCGCGUGUCGUUUAUCACUCAUUUACCGGGGACGUGGCGCGUUAGGCUCCGCAGACACUGUCCUCGUGGGUUUUCCGUGUCACUGUCCUCGUGUUUGUUUGCUUCCCUCGUGCAGGAGUUUCAUUGUAUGUGUGUGUGGCUGAUAAUGUUGGGAGUCAGUGAGUUCACUCUGCUGUGUCUGCUAAAGAGACCUGAGAACGGUACUGGACCGGUCCACCUGAACCACCAGAGUGAUGGAGUUUAUCGGUCACUUUAGAGCUGAUCCGGCCCUGCUCCUAGUUUCUGGACCCCUCAGUCAGAUCAGUGCCAAAUCCCUCAGACCAGGAUUAAUUCUUCUUUGUGUAAAACAGAUAAAGUUUCAGCUGUUCUCUCUGUUAUUCUUACUGCACAUCAGUAAUUUUACUCUUAAGUUUCAGGGCUGCUUGAUGUCACAUACAGGGGCUCAUCUAAACCCUUGUUGGACUGGGGUGGGGUGGCCCAGCUGGAGGAAGUUAAAGGGAUAUUCGGUGUAAAACGAAGUUAGGGUCAAACACACCGUAACACCGAGUUAGACCCCCCCUCCAGAGAUGAAUGUUGCCGACCGCUUGCUUCUCUAGUUACACCAACUUUAGUAACGACCACAGGAUAGCAACACAGAGAGCCACGCCCCCAACCAAAACGCCACUCUAUAGCCACAAAUAAUGCUCAGAACAGCACCUAACUUCAUCAACAGGACAUAUAGGGUCACAGACAUAGUACUAGACACCAAACAUCUUUUUAACUUUGACUCAUUUCUUUAGCAAAGAGACUAAACACAACUCACCUACUCUCUUCCAGCAGCCGCAAGACCUCAGGCCAGUCCAUCACGGACUACAGCGGGGUGACGCAGCUCAAGGAAGAACAUUGAUGAUCAUUUCUUUAUAAUUUCCUUGAAGUAAUAAUCAUUAUAUUAAUCACCCUAGAGGCGAAGGAGGCGGGACUUUCCCCUACCGUCCCACAAAAAAAAAAUGUCGUGGCUGUGACCCUAUAUGUCCUGUUGAUGAAGUUAGGUGCUGUUCUGAGCAUUAUUUGUGGCUACAGAGCGGCGUUUUGGUUGAGGUUUGUUUAUGGCUCCUCAGACUGCUGUGUAUUGCUAUCCUGCGGUCGUUACUAAAGUUGGUAUAACUAGAGAAGUAAGCGGUCGGCAACAUUCAUCUCUGAAGGGGGUGUCUAACUCGGUGUUAACCACAACUUAAUUUUACGUCGGAAUAUCCCUUUAAAGAAAGAAAAUGUAGGUUUCCAGUUUUAAAAAGUGUCCUUAGCCAUGAGUGUGAAUUCAUCCAUCAGUCGUGUGUUUGUGUGCGUUGACUAGGGUAUGGUUGGCCUGGUGACGGGCGGCGCAUCCGGUCUCGGUCGAGCCACCGUGGAGCGUCUAGUGCAGAAUGGAGCGUCUGCUGUGAUCCUGGACCUUCCCUCCUCUGAUGGACCAGCUCUGGCAGAGAAACUGGGAGACCGCUGUGCCUUCGCUCCUGCAGACGUGAGUCCAAAACCGAACGGACUCAGAUGAUUCCUUUAAAUGUAUUUCAUUCAUUGGAGCUGUGGUUUGUCCUCCCUCAGGUGACAUCGGAGGCAGACGUGCAGGCAGCGGUGUCCCUGGCCAAAGAGAAGUUUGGAAAGCUGGACCUCGCUGUGAACUGCGCCGGCAUCGCUGUGGCCUUUAAAACCUACAACUUCAAGAAGGACAUACCUCACAGCCUGGAGGACUUCCAGCGGGUUAUUAAUGUAAGACGGACACACAGAUGCAGGAAAAAACAUGCCGCCUGCAGCUGUCUGACUCUCCUCUGUGACCUUCCUGCAGGUGAACAUUGCAGGAACCUUUAAUGUGAUUCGUCUCGCCGUGGGUGAGAUGGGGAAGAACGAGCCCGAUGCAGACGGACACAGAGGUUGCAUCAUCAACACAGCCAGCGUAGCGGCGUUUGACGGACAGGUCAUUCAUUAAACUCCCCAAAAAUCAAAAGACCCUGAGAGGUGUUUGACGCGUUUGUUCUAACUACUGCUUUAUUACCUCUGUAGGUGGGCCAGGCGGCGUAUUCAGCUUCCAAAGGCGGCAUCGUUGGAAUGACCCUCCCCAUCGCACGAGACCUGGCGCCCAUGGGCAUCAGGGUCUUAACCAUAGCACCUGGUUGGUCCACAUGCUUAAAUAGUAAAAACUGUAUGAGGAGAGUCUAAAAAUAGGAAUAGUUGGAUUAAAGGACAGUUUCCCACUUUGCUUUAGUCCACCUUAAACGGACUCAGAGGAGUGAAAAGUUUUUUAAAUUUUUUUUAGCAUCACAACUUUUUAUACUCAACAAUAUUUUAUUAGUGUAAUACAAAUCAUACAAAGGAAACACAUCACAAACACCCCCUUUCCCUCCAAACUCUGUCUACUGCUGGAUAAUCCUAUUACUGUGCUUCAAUAACAAAUUCUGGAGCUAAAACAAGAGUAUUAAAAAAUAAAAAAAAACAAGUAAGUGCUGGAAUUCAGGUUUUGUAGAUCUUGAAAAUUUAAGAUGUUGAGAAAUAAAAAGUAAAAAGAGAAUAAGUUAAAUGAACUUCUGUAUGUUAAGAGAAAAACAAAUGUAGACAAGUCGCUGAGAACUAAAAAAGUCCAUAACAGAGAGAAGAAUUUAAAUUGUGUGAUUAUAAAGACAGAUAUAUAUUUUUAUAAAAGAAAACAACUGCUGAUUCAAAAUGAUGAGAGUUUCUGAAUGUGGUCGAGAAAAGGUUGCAUCACAACUUUGUUUUUUUUUUGUUGUUGCUUUUUUGUUAAUCUUUAGGAAACGCAUUACAUUACAUUUUCGAAAUGAGCUUUUUUUUUUUUAUUAAACAUUAUUUUAAAGUUUAAACAUCUUAUUUCUUGAUUUUGUAUUUUAUUAUAAUGAAAUACUGAGUCUAAGUUUUUUUCUUCACUUCUAACUUUUCUUUUAACUUUUAUUCUUUACUGAAAAAAGUUUUUAUAAAAGUUGCACUUGAUCGUGUUGUUAAUUAUUGUGACUUUGCUGUAUUUGUGUUUCAAACGAUCGACCUGCAUCUGUGAAUAAUUCUGAUUUCCUGUCCCCCCUGCAGGUCUGUUCUCCACUCCCCUCCUGGCCAGUCUUCCAGAGAAGGUCCGCUCCUUCCUCGCCCGUCAGGUGCCCUUCCCAUCGCGCUUGGGAGACCCGGCAGAGUUCGCCCACCUGGUGACGUCGCUGGCUGAGAACCCAAUGAUUAACGGCGAGGUCAUCAGAUUGGACGGAGCCAUUCGCAUGCAGCCCUGAGACUGAUGGUUUGUGUGUGUGUGUGUGUGUGUGUGUUUUUGGCCACGGUAACAAAAGUGUCAUUCAUGAACUGCGUCAACAAGGAGAACACUUUGAUGACUGAGUGUUUGUGUGCGGCUGUGUAUUGUAUUAAUGUCGUAGAGAGCUGCAGACGGUAAAUAUAUGAACACUGUAAUCACAAACAUGAAACUUCUGUAAGAAUGUGAAAACCAGACUGUAACACAUUCAGAGAAUUGCAGUAACUUUUGCACUCCACUUAGGUUGUUUUGUAACUAAUCCAGAUUAUAAUAAACCUGAUGGAUUUGGUUAAACGCUCUUUCAAGUC